Arctia plantaginis is the source of this 1014-nucleotide messenger RNA. Lineage: Eukaryota; Metazoa; Arthropoda; Insecta; Lepidoptera; Erebidae. The record is from the annotation of a GenBank genome assembly.
AUGGAUGGACAUCUACAUUUCGUGAACACGUAUCCAAGUCCCAAAAUGAAAAUAUUUAGUUUAAUCACGGUGACUCUUCUAAUAGGAGUGGUGUCUUCGGCUCCUACUGAAAAUAAUCUACUAACAUCAUUUGGUAAAAGCGAAACCCUACCCGAAAAAUAUGUGAUAUACAGAGGAGAAUAUGAUAUCGCUAAUAUACUCUUACCUAUCAACAGCCUCAAUAAUAAAAACGAAAAUAAAGAAUCAAAUGAAAAACCAUACAUAUUUUUUGCCUUAGCAGAUUUUACCAAGGGACAUAAAGAAGACAAAGGUUUUUAUAUUCGCAAAAAUGGAGAAGUAACGAAGCUACUUGACCACGGAAGAGAUGCUGCUACUGCUAUGGAUGGCAUAAGCGAAGUAUAUAUUGCAGCUGAAGAUGGUAUUUAUACGUAUAAUCCGAAAAAUAACACAGCUGAGAAAUAUGGAAUUGUCACAGAUGACUUGAUUGGUAUUGCGAAAGUAAAUGGCAGUGAUAUAAUUUAUAUAUUGACCAAAGAUCACGUUGUCUACCAAGUCACUGAUCAAGGAAUGAAAAUAGACAAAGUCGAGGACAUAGUAAAUCCAGAACAAAUUGUUUUGGAUUAUGAAAAUAAUUUGUACUAUGUAAAAAAUAAUAAUGUCAACGUUUUCAGUCCCAAUGGUACUAAAAAAAUUGAAGGUUUACCAGAGACUAUGACCUAUGUUAAACUUAUAAGACCACCACUUCCUCUAACUAAUGGUGUCCCAGUAGUCGUUGAUCACACCGUUUACAUCGUUUUUGCAAAUGGUACAAGUAAACUAACAAAUUUAAAUGCUACUCUGAGGCCAACUGCCUAUUCCCUUGAAGGCACAGUUUUACUUUACCUCGGUCAUGACAAGAAAAUUUACGAAUACAAUAUUUUAGCGCUAAUUCUCGACAGCAUGUUUUCUAAGUUUAAAGAGUACUUAGACGGUGUAGUCAAAGGUAUAGAAGAGAGUUUCAGGAUUUUUCGGUAA